Cantharellus anzutake is the source of this 540-nucleotide messenger RNA. RefSeq lists its product as uncharacterized. The transcript has 4 exons. Lineage: Eukaryota; Fungi; Basidiomycota; Agaricomycetes; Cantharellales; Hydnaceae. The record is from RefSeq and is a predicted model, not a curated record. The coding region runs from base 1 to 540 and encodes 179 amino acids.
AUGUCAUCUCUUCCGAGCAAUGACAAGCUGCGGCAGCACCUCACUGGUCUAUAUCUUGGUACUAAGAAAGAUGUGCUGAAACCCCCACCUGUGGUUCUCCAUGGAAUUUUCACAAUAUCCCGAUUCCCAUUCAAACUACUUCCUGAUGGGGGUUUUCGCACCUCUACUGUGCUGAAUUAUUUCAACAACAUAUCGCUUCAAGAAGCUAUGGCAAGGACGAAUGCCUGGGCUCACCUUGAGAGAGUCCAGGACAAGGACUUACUUGGUUACAGUGAUUUCCCAAAUUACGUCAAAAACCUCAAAGGCUUCGAGGGCUUAAUGACUGCUCCCCACACACUGGAAUACUCCCUUAUCAGCGAUCAGAGUUUAACUGGCCCUCAGAUUAAGAUUAUUCACAGAAUGUUCGAAUCUUGUUGGGAUACAAUUCCAUUGCCAACAACACCUCAGAAAUCAGCGGAUGAGGCAACAUCGAAAAUCCAAUACCAGUUUACUCCUGGUGUUAUGGAAAUGGAGAUUCCUAUGGACCAUGCACACAGGUAA